AAGAGUCCCUGAGUGGGUUCAUGAAGCUGUGUCGCCUGACACCACGUGGUUACCACAUUGAAAUGUCGUCACACUCCGGUUUGAAUAUAAAAUUCCCUCCAAGUUUCCCGCCGGACGCUUAUCCGCGGGCACUUCCGGUCCCACCCACAUUUUCGUGUCGCUUCCGGGUGGCUACACAAGACUCAUCCAGCGAGCCGUCGUUCUCUAGCGCCGAAACAAAAGUUACUAAACGGUUACGCUUCCACAACACGUUCAACGAAAAGACAUGCAUAUCAAAACAGGUACAUGGGAAGCCAGUACCACGGUGUGUGAGUCCGAUUCCCUGUGCGAUCCCGCCGCCGUCCUCGUCGCCGCCGCCAACUCCGAGCCGCACAUCCGCAACCGCCGCCUGUCCCCCGGCUCGGGCAACUGCGGAGGCGGAGGCGGAGGCUGCGUCUCCGCGGGCGACCAGCCGCCCCGGCAGCUCUCGCCCGAAGGCGCCCCGACCGGCCACGCCCACGCCUUCCGCCGGGAAAAGGACCGCAAGCAGCACAAAGGCCUCCGCCUCCGCCGGGACGGCCAGAAGGGCGUCGGCCGGGCGAAGCUCGUCCAGAAGGACCGGUGGGCGGAGGACGGCCUGUCUCUGCUCAAGCCCCCGCCCGCCUUCCCGGUGCAGGACAGCCCCGCCAAGCUGCAGCCGGCCGUGAGCUACGCCUCCAAGGUGAAGGCGGGGCCGGCGAGCGGCGGGCUGGAGGAGGACCGCCCCGCCAUCGGCGUGCUGCUCCAGAACCAGUGGGGUCUCAGUUUCAUCAGCGAGGCGAGGCCGGCGCCCGAUGCGCCCGGCCCGCGCCCCGCCCCCCCCCCUCAGCCCACAGACGGCGGACAAUCACCAGACCUCCAGUUCCAGGCAGUUCUCACAGUCCAGCCUCCGGAAGACACGCCUCCUCCUCCCGCCGCCACGCGCCCAGAGGGGGACGCCGGCAACGGGAAGCUGCUGCUGAGUUGUCGCCACCUUGUGGAGGCUCUGAACUACCACAGUCGAGAGUGGAACGCUGUCUGCAACAAACAGAAAAAAGUUCCAAAAAAGGUCGUGUGGUACAAGGACACCAAGGAGCGCCCGGCCUAGCGGUGCGACCCCAACACACACACAUGCACAUGAAACGCGUCGAGAUGGACGGAUGUACGAGUCCCUCACACACUGCACUCAGGAUGACGUCUUCACGCAGAGCCACAGCAGACACUUUGGACUAACUCCUUUGAGAUCUUACAGCAAUGGACUUUUUUUAACGCCUUACAGAAAAGCCUGCCUUAAUUAAUCACACCUGUGUUCAUCGCCUCGUUACCUUUUAGCUUGUAUGUGUAGAGCUGGUCUUCUUUCCGUAAGAAAAAAAGAAUAAAUCUGAGCUGUAAUUUAAUUUCCCCCCUUUUGGAAGCUGCGGUCCGUUUCCUCGCCGUUUCUCGUCCUGUGAAGCGAGUGGUCAAUCAAGCACUUUGAAAAAAAUAAUCUGUUGUGACCAAUUCCUGUGUAGAAACCCUCAGCGAGUCGUUUCCUUCUCAUUGGAAACAGGAAGUGCGUCUUCAGUUUACAGAGCGCCCGGAGGCCCGCCGCCGCCGCCCGCUCCUUUCUUUGGAUGUGACUCGUGAAUCCAGAAGGGAUCUUACCAUGUUCAGUAUGUUGAUUUUUUUGGAAAAGAAAAUUUAUUGAAUAAAAAAAAAUGUACACUGGAGAUAGGAGGAUUGUAAGUGAACAGUAUUGCUUAAUAAAAAUGAAUAAACUUGAA
Molecule: messenger RNA, 1760 nt
Organism: Pseudoliparis swirei
Lineage: Eukaryota; Metazoa; Chordata; Actinopteri; Perciformes; Liparidae
Exons: 4
Coding region: 266-1105 (279 amino acids)
Cellular component (GO): cytoplasmic stress granule; nucleoplasm
Molecular function (GO): RNA binding
Source: RefSeq, a predicted model, not a curated record